Scomber japonicus (chub mackerel) is the source of this 3869-nucleotide messenger RNA. RefSeq names its product VPS18 core subunit of CORVET and HOPS complexes (gene vps18). Gene Ontology annotation, biological process: intracellular protein transport; organelle fusion; endosome organization. The coding region runs from base 290 to 3229 and encodes 979 amino acids. Gene Ontology annotation, molecular function: protein-macromolecule adaptor activity. NCBI's taxonomy places the organism in Eukaryota, Metazoa, Chordata, Actinopteri, Scombriformes, Scombridae. The transcript is spliced from 9 exons. Gene Ontology annotation, cellular component: endosome; HOPS complex. The record is from RefSeq and is a predicted model, not a curated record.
CCUGCGUUGUGCACUCGGAAGCUAUGCUAGUUGUUACCAUGAAUGAUUGAAAUUUCAUAUAUUCCCGUGUUUAUGCAUGCUGCAGUGUAUUUUUGUAUCUCUAUUAUCAGCACAGACGCAGGUGAAGAGAGGAAAGACGCUGGUGAGUGAGUCCUGAACGGGUGCAAGCUGUGAUAGCUGGUUAGCUGGUUAGCUGUUUAGCUAUGUCGUCUUAGACUGUCCGCCUGUCUCCUGGAGAGUGAAUUCAUUUUCGGGUAUCGACAUUAGUUAAAGAAGGGAACUUUCAACUAUGGCUUCAAUUCUCGAUGAGUAUGAGGACUCGCAAAACACCAGACAAAGUGCGCAGCGCCUUUCAAGUGCCAACAUUGGGAUAACACAUUCAGGCUUUGUGAAUGUGAGACUUGAGGAAGAGAAGCCAAUAUUCAACAAGCAGAGGAUCGAUUUUACACCACCUGAGAAGAUAAACCACCUGGCAGUGUGCAACAAUCAGCUAUGCAUGAGUCUGGGGAAGGACACCCUGCUGAGGAUUGAUUUGGCCAAACCAGAUCAACCUAAUCAGACUGAAUUGGGAAGAAAAGAUGACAGUAAAGUGCACAGACUGUUCCUGGACCCCACAGGCUCCCAUCUGCUGAUCAGCCUGACCACCAGUGAGUGUCUGUACCUCAACAGGAACACCCAGAAGGUGCGCAGUCUGUCACGGUGGAGAGGCCACCUCAUUGAGAGUGUGGGCUGGAACAAGCUGCUGGGCAACGAGACCAACACAGGACCCAUCCUGGUUGGCACCAGUCAAGGCAACAUCUUUGAGGCUGAGAUCUCUGCAACUGAGGGAAGUCUUUUCAACACCAAUCCAGACCAGUACUUCAGACAGGUCCACUACCUGGAGGAGGAUGGGAAGCCAGCACCAGUCUGUUGCCUGGAGGUUGAGCGAGGUCUGGAGAACAAGUACUUCAUCAUCGCCACAACCCGCAAACGCUUGUUCCAGUUUGUGGGUAAGGUGGCUGAAGGGUCAGAGCAGCAAGGCUACAGCUCCAUCUUCAGCCAGAACCAGGACCUGCUGCCCAGUUUCCAGGAGUUCCCAGCUAACAUGGGCUACAGUGAGAUCACUUUCUAUACCUCAAAGCUUCGCACGUCCCCCAAAGCAUUUGCCUGGAUGAUGGGUAAUGGAGUUCUUUAUGGGCAGCUGGACUACGUCAGGCCUGACUCCCUGCUGAGUGAUGUGCAGGUGUGGGAGUACACCCCGGACAUUGACCUUAGUAGCAACAAACCUAUUUCCAUUGUGCUGACACAGUUUCACUUCUUGCUCCUGCUUCACGACCGAGUUAAGGCCAUCUGCACUCUGAAUGGACAGGUGGUAUAUGAGGACGUGUUCCCAGAUAAAUUUGGUUCCCUUAAAAAGAUGAUCAAGGACCCUGUCGGUGGGUUGGUUUGGAUCUACACCGAGCGGGCAGUCUUUCGGUACCACAUCCAACGUGAGGCCAGGGACGUCUGGCAAAUGUACAUGAGCAUGAAUAAAUUUGAUCUGGCCAAAGAGUACUGUCGUGACCGGCCUGAGUGCAUGGACAUGGUGCUGGCCAAGGAGGCCGAGCACUGCUUCCAGAACAAGCGAUACCUUGAGAGUGCCAAGUGCUAUGCGCUGACACAGAACUACUUUGAAGAGAUAGCGCUCAAGUUCAUCGAAGCCAAACAAGAAGAGGCCUUGAAGGAGUUCUUGCUGAAGAAACUAAAUAAUCUCAAACAGAGUGAGAGAACACAGAUCACCUUGCUUGUCACCUGGCUAGCAGAACUGUACCUGAACCGGCUCGGUCUCCUGGAGAGUGACGGGAACACCAUCAUCUUCCAGGAGACCCGUGAUGAGUUCCGCCAGUUCCUCAGCACCUCCAAGCACAAGGAAUGCCUGUUUAACAACCGCACCACCAUAUACGACCUGCUGGCCAGCCACGGUAACGUGGACGACAUGGUUUACUUCUCAGUCGUCAUGCAGGACUAUGAGAGGGUGAUAUCCCACUACUGCCAACAUGACGACUACAGUGCUGCUCUGGAUGUGCUCUCUAAGCACUGUGAUGAGAAGCUUUUUUACAAGUUUUCCCCAGUGCUUAUGCAGCAUAUUCCCAAAAAAGUAGUAGAUGCCUGGAUUCAGAUGGGCAAGAGGCUGGACCCAAAGAAGCUCAUCCCAGCUCUGAUGAACUACAGCCAGAUGGGCAGCACCCAGCAGAUCAGUGAAACCAUCCGUUACAUGGAGUUCUGUGUGUACGAGCUGACUGUGACUGAGGAGGCAAUCCAUAACUACCUGCUGUCUCUCUAUGCCAAAUACAAGCCGGACUCUCUGCUGUGGUAUCUAGAGCAGGCAGGAACACAUGCCUCAGAGAUCCACUAUGACCUGAAGUAUGCUCUCAGGCUGUGUGCAGAAAAUGGCUAUCUCAGGGCCUGUGUCCUGGUGUAUAGGAUUAUGGAACUGUAUGAGGAGGCAGUGGAUCUUGCUUUGCAAGUAGAUGUAGACUUGGCCAAGUCAUGUGCAGAUUUGCCUGAGGAUGACGAGGAGCUGAGGAAAAAGCUUUGGCUGAAGAUUGCCCGGCACGUAGUGCAGGAGGAGAAAGAUGUGAAGAAAGCCAUGAACUGUCUGUCCAGCUGUAACCUGCUCAAGAUUGAAGACAUCCUGCCAUUCUUCCCAGACUUUGUCACCAUUGAUCACUUUAAGGAGGCUAUCUGUAGCUCCCUGGAGGAGUACAACCAGCACAUUGAGGAGCUGAAGCAAGAGAUGGAGGAGGCCACAGAGAGCGCUAAACGUAUCAGAGAGGACAUCCAGGAAAUGAGGAACAAGUAUGGCGUGGUGGAUUCCCAAGAAAAGUGUGCAGCUUGUGACUUUCCACUGCUCAACAGGCCCUUCUAUCUCUUCCUGUGUGGACACAUGUUCCAUUAUGACUGCUUGUUCCAGGAAGUGACCCCUCAACUGUCAACAUAUAAGCAGAGUCGUCUGGAGGAGCUGCAGAAGAAGCUGGCAACAUCCACGCAGUCAUCCAAGUCUCGCCACCGGGCAGCAACCAGGGACGAUGGAGACACUUCCAGUCUGGGGAAAGGCAACGCAGGCACUAGCCGCGAGCAGAUAAAAUCAGACAUUGAUGACAUCAUUGCGUCUGAAUGCGUGUACUGCGGUGAACUGAUGAUCAAGUCCAUCGACAAGCCUUUCAUUGAUCCACUGAAAUUUGAGGAGGAGAAAUCUAGCUGGCUAUGAAUGAGGCCUCCCCUUCUCUCACUGUGAAAAGACAUGUCAGCCCACCAUCCAUAUGUCAGUGAAAAUGCACCAUCCGUAGGACAGAUCCCUUUAGAGGAUACAGACAUCCACCUGAUUGCCUGCUGGUAGUGACUACUACUAUAAACUGUAUCAGCUUCAGUUAUUCUCUACAGAGUGCACUUAUUUUGUUGACAGUACUUUAAGCUGCUUUUAAGAUCUUUGCACUUUGUAUGGGAGCUUCUAGUGAAAGAUACACAAGUCUACAUUGUGGGCAAUGAUACAAGACAAUAUGGUAAUGUAAACUGACGCCAGGGUUGCACAGUGCUCACACGUGCCUGAACCUAUAAUUAUAAUGAUGAUUAAAAUGAUUUGAAAGCUCAAAUCGGAUAUAACUGCACUAUACAUCUAUUCACUGCAUUAGAUUAUGCUCUUGUUUGGUCCAAAAAUGAAACAUGCACGUAGACAAUAUCUGUUCCUCAAAGCUCAGCUCAGCAUCUCCACUCUACUGCUCUGUGUUUAUCUAAAAAAUCAAACUGGGUAAGAUUAACAAACUCUACAUGUAUUGACUGUUUUGCAAUUCAGUUCUGUUAUAUUAAAGCUUGUCAGUUCUGAUCACUCUGGUUGUUAAAUGUGUAAUAAA